Messenger RNA from Nelumbo nucifera (sacred lotus), 816 nucleotides. RefSeq lists its product as uncharacterized. The record is from RefSeq and is a predicted model, not a curated record. Gene Ontology annotation, cellular component: oligosaccharyltransferase complex. Lineage: Eukaryota; Viridiplantae; Streptophyta; Magnoliopsida; Proteales; Nelumbonaceae.
CCAAAAACGCUCCGUAGAUCAGCUAACUGCUAACAUCUUUUACUUCAUCUCUAGUCUCUCAAAUUGAUCUACAGGAGGAAAGUUCACGGCAAAUAGUUGGAGGAAGGAUUUCAAGCCCUAAGCAGUUUAGAUCAAAUCAAGGCUUAGAUCGAGAAUGCCUCCAAAAGCCGAAACCACUUUGAGUUCUGCUUCAGUGGAUCAAAUGGAUUCCAUGGAUCCCCUUUUCUACAUCUUGAGAAUCUUCCCUUACAGCUUCCUUCGCGCCCCUCGAAUGCGCCUCAAACUUCCCUCCAUCUCUCUCCCUUCCGCCAUGACCGUCUACGCUCUCAUCCUGCUUACCUACUUCAUGGUCGUCUCUGGCUUUGUCUACGACGUGAUCGUUGAACCCCCUGGCAUAGGGAGCACUCAAGAUCGUGCCACCGGUGCCGUCCGACCGGUCGUAUUUCUCCCGGGACGUGUCAACGGUCAGUACAUCAUCGAAGGGCUUUCUUCAGGCUUCAUGUUCGUCCUUGGAGGUAUCGGUAUCGUUCUCAUGGAUCUCGCACUUGAUCGCAACCGUGCCAAGAGCGUCAAGGUCUCCUUUGCUUCUGCUGGGAUCUCGUCAGUUGUCAUUGCUUAUGUCAUGAGUAUGCUUUUUAUUCGCAUUAAGAUUCCGGGUUAUCUUUACUGAGUUUCAUAGUAAUGUAUUAAGGAUUCUAGGGUUUUCCUGAGGCAGGCUUUUGAAUUACUUUCUCGGAUUGUGUAUCGAAUUAUCGAUGAAAUAGAUUUAAAAGACAGUAAUAUGAGUUUAGCAAUUUAACCUGUGUUCUAGCUUUA